Molecule: messenger RNA, 735 nt
Organism: Fusarium oxysporum Fo47
Lineage: Eukaryota; Fungi; Ascomycota; Sordariomycetes; Hypocreales; Nectriaceae
Product: cyanamide hydratase
Exons: 2
Coding region: 1-735 (244 amino acids)
Source: RefSeq, a predicted model, not a curated record
AUGUUGCCCACCGAAGUCGAGGCCAACGGCUGGACUGCCGUGCCUGUCAGCGCCAAGGCAAUCAAGGACUCGGUCGGACAGCUUGUACCCACGCAAACCUACACUCUCCAAGACAUCGUUUUCCCUUCUGAGGACAAACUUGUGUCUGAAGCUCAAGCCUUUGUCAAGGCACGGCUAAGUCAAGAAGCUUACAACCACUCUAUGCGAGUUUUCUACUGGGGAUCCAUUAUUGCCAAGCGUUUGCUACCCAAGCACGCAGAGGCCCUGUCCCCGUCCACUUGGGCGCUGACAUGUCUUUUGCAUGAUAUCGGUACUGCUGAGGCUUACUUCACUUCAACUCGCAUGUCUUUUGAUAUCUAUGGUGGAAUCAAGGCAAUGGAGGUGCUCAAAGUCCUCGGUAGCAGCGACGAUCAGGCCGAGGCAGUCGCAGAGGCUAUCAUCCGUCAUGAAGACAUGGGUGUGGACGGUUCGAUUACUUUCCUAGGCCAGUUAAUUCAGCUUGCUACGCUGUAUGAUAACGUUGGGACGUAUGAGGGCAUUGACGAUUUUGGCAGCUGGAUUGACGAAGCUACUCGGGAUAAUGUCAACAAAGCUAUUCCUCGUCACGGUUGGUGCUCCUGGUUUGCCUGCACUGUCCGCAAGGAGGAAUCCAACAAGCCUUGGUGCCAUACUACCCAUAUCCCUCAGUUUGAUAAGCAGAUGGAGGCAAACACUUUGAUGAAACAGUGGGAGUAG